AGCAGGGGGCUCCUGAUGGCACCUGGCUCUGCCUUCCUCGCCCAGCCAGUGGCCCAGACGAUUCCCCUGCUGGGGUCCCCCCACCUUCGCCAGCUCCGCCGAUGUGCCUUGCCGUCGUCCAGAAACCCGAAGUUGCUGGCUGCCGUGCCGCCGGUGAACCAGCGUGGAAGGGAGGCUGCGCGGUGGCGGAUGGGCUCGCCUGAGCAUUUGUUGAACUCUUUCCCGGCACGACAAAGGCCUCCUUGUCUCCUCCGUCAGCAAGCGGGACCCCUAUUGUCCUGGGGGCGCCGCGAACCUGCCGAGCCCGCCGGCAGGGCGGAUAGCCCCGGUUUUCAAGGAGAAGGACCCAGAAGACGCAGAGGGUGGAGAAGCAGAGGAGAAUUGGAUGCGCCUCUUCAGCCGGAUCCUGCAAUUGAGGACAUCCAAGCGAUGGCUUCCCCCGUGCCCGCAGCCUGCUGUGUGGUGUUCGCCGCCAUGGUGGUAGUCUACGCUCAGAAGCACAGCCAGCAAGAGUCCCACGUCCAUUACGCGCAAUUGGGGACUGACGUGACGAUACCGUGUGGCUCAGUAGACCAGGAGACGCCCGUCACCUGGACUGCCAACAGCACUGAUCUGGAUGCUUCCCACCUGAGUGGCUCCCACCUUCUCCUUCGGAACGUGGAUCUCUCCCACAGUGGACAAUACUCCUGCUACGAGGGGCCUUUGUGGCAUCUCAGAGAUCGAGUCAACCUCAAAGUUGGAACACCCCCACGGGAGCCCAGCCUGAUGUGCCGGUCCAACAACUACCCCAUCGGCUUCUACUGCAGCUGGCACCUGCCCAGCCCGACCUACAUUCCCGACACCUUCAACAUCACCGUCAUACACGACUCCCAGGAGAUUGCCUGUGAGAAGGACCCGGGCCCCAAGAACAGGUGCUACAUCCGCUACCCCCACCUCUUCUCCACCAAGAAGUACAAGGUGACCCUGACCGUCACCAACGCCCUGGGCAGCAGCUCCACCGCCACCUCCUUCGAUGAGUUUGCAAUAGUAAAACCAGAUCCCCCCGAAAAUGUGAUUGCGAAACCAAUCCCCAGCAAUGCCCGGAGGCUGCUGGUGACUUGGCAGUACCCUUCCUCCUGGCCGGACCCGGACUCCUUCCCCCUCAAGUUCUUCUUGAGAUACAGGCCGCUCAUCAUCGACCAGUGGCAGCACGUGGAGCUCUCCGAUGGGACCUCCCACAUCAUCACCGAUGCCUACGCAGGGAAGGAGUACAUCAUCCAGGUGGCCGCCAAGGACAACGAGAUCGGCACGUGGAGCGACUGGAGCGUAGCCAUCCACGCCACACCCUGGACCGAGGAGCCCAAGCACCUCACCACCGAAGCCCAGGGAGCAGAGACUACCACCAGCAGCACCUCCACAUUCGAGGUACCCCCCACCACCAGGAUCUAUGACUCAGAGGAACAAAGCAGCGAUGAAGCCGUGUCACCUUCUGUGGUCCCAGGUCUGGUCUUGGUGGCAUCUGCCCUUCUCUUAAUCUAGACGAGUCCUCGGAGAGCCAGGCGUCCCCGGAUCCCCCCCUCCGCUCUCGCCCACCCACCACAACCUGCCCCGGAUGGAGCCAAGGACCUCUUCGCGCCAGACGAUGGCGGGUGGGACACGAGGAAGACGCCCUCCGGAGCGCGCCAGGGAGGAGCCCCCGGGCGUUGGGCUCGGAUCAUACAGCUAAGCCACCAAGCCAAAGAUGCUUCCUUCGGCCGCCAAGCAGGACCCUCAAGCGUGUGGAUGGGGCAGCUCAGAGGGCCACACGGAGCUGGGAGCUCUCCGCUUUUCGGAACUGUGAGAGGAUGAAGCUCGGCGAGUCCUCGGCCGAGCAAAACGAGGAAAUUUUGGGUAGGGACCCCCCCAGACCCCCUCUGGGAACCCCAAGACUUCCAUAUAACAGGUGGAGAGGGGGGGCCUUUUUCUGCCUGCACUGACAUCAUCGUCGCCGAAAGAUGGGGGCUGUUCCUGGACUACCCCCAUUGUCUCCCCCUCUUUGUAACGGAGUCCGUUCAGUUUAUACAAGAAUCACUGGCGUUUCUGUACUGCUCUUAUUACCGGGGUGGGGGUGGGGGGUGGAGGGUGGGAUCCACACGGGGAGGGGAGGUUCUGUAACUAAGCCGAGACACCCCACUGAUCCCCCCCCCCCAGCUCAUCCUUCUCCCCACAACCCCUGUUUUGUAACGCUCCCCUUCUCUCCUGCCCCAGACCCACUUCCGAUCUCGCCCCUCUCCCUUAUCGGGGUGUAGCAUUUAAGACCAUAAGCCCCUCUACACCCACCCACUCCCGAACGUACGCUGUCUUUGAACUUUUUAUAGAUGUACAUAAACAUUUUAAGACUCGACGUGCACACAAACACACACCCACACCCACACCGGAAAGGGGAGGGGGAGGGGAGCCCAGCAGCGAAGGCGCUCAUUAAAUGUGACCAUUUCAUUACAACGUUUGCGGAACGUG
This is a messenger RNA of Pantherophis guttatus, 2475 nucleotides long. Lineage: Eukaryota; Metazoa; Chordata; Lepidosauria; Squamata; Colubridae. The record is from RefSeq and is a predicted model, not a curated record.